Messenger RNA from Scheffersomyces stipitis CBS 6054, 627 nucleotides. RefSeq names its product Med8p (gene MED8). The annotation marks the transcript as partial. The record is from RefSeq and is a predicted model, not a curated record. Gene Ontology annotation, molecular function: RNA polymerase II cis-regulatory region sequence-specific DNA binding; transcription coregulator activity. Lineage: Eukaryota; Fungi; Ascomycota; Pichiomycetes; Serinales; Debaryomycetaceae. Gene Ontology annotation, cellular component: mediator complex; core mediator complex. Gene Ontology annotation, biological process: regulation of transcription by RNA polymerase II. The transcript has a single exon.
GACAACUCACAGAUCCCCACCGAUUCGCUAGAAGCCAUACGAAACCGUCUCAACCAGGUGCAUUUGUCGUUGAGAAAGUUGGCUGAACAAAUCAACCUCCACAACAGACAUCCCUAUAAAGUGAAAUUACCUAGUUAUGCCCACCUCCAGAACCAGUUCCAGGUGUUGAUCACCCAACUCAACUCCAUUGCUACUAAUCUCAGCAAUAACGAUGAAUUGCUCCGAAAUACCAAUGUCUAUCCUACUCCUCUCUUUCCUACUACACAACAGGAAGGUUUACUAACGACAUUAUUGAGAAAGAAACCGUUACCUGAAGUGGACGAAUGGAUGGACAGUGCUCUCAAAAAGGUUGAGGCUGAGAGAGGCUCGAGUUUACAGAAAGCUGAUGAAAUGGCACAGUGGUGUUUUGCCAAGGUUCAGGAGUUGAGAGAUGAAUUCCAGUUCUAUGGCUUCCAUACAGUAGAGGAGCUUGACUACAUGGAAACAGAAGAAGGAAAGAAGGAAACUCACGAGAAAAAACAACAGGAUCGAAUUGUAGAUGAUGCCGAGGCUAGGAUCACUGCUGGAGGUAAAAAGGGCUUGAGUCCUAACCAAGUGCUCAAGUUCAUGUGCACCGGAGUGCACUGA